AUGGAUUCCACCAACUAUGGCGAAUACUCUUUUGAUCCAUCUCAAUUGUAUGACAAUACUGCCACUCCGUAUGCUCGUACCGGCACGCCAGACACCUCAACUUGGUGGAAGUGCUGCAAAUGCGAUGGUGGACGCGAAGUGAACCCAGAGAAAGACCAGACAACUUGCCCAGACUGUAGUCACACAAGAUGUGACGAGUGCAAAACGACCUCACCUCCAUUGACCCCAGUCAAAGACCACUUCGGGAUCAACUUCGAAGGACCAAGCAAUGGUCACUCUCACUUCCAUGCACCAGCUACUGGGUACCACGAACAUGCUCAUCAUGGUUACGCCGUCGAUGGCUACUCUCAUCGCAGUCACUCCCAACGCAACUGUGCUAGUCACGUAGGAAGCUUACCUACUCCCGGCUAUGAAUAUGGUCGCCCGCCUAGCAUGAGGGGGUGGUGGACGAUUGCACCGCUUGUAACCAUGCCAAGUGUUACUACUGCAGCAAUCUCUGAUGGCGUUGCAGAAACUUGA
This is a messenger RNA of Cadophora gregata, 519 nucleotides long. RefSeq lists its product as uncharacterized. The coding region runs from base 1 to 519 and encodes 172 amino acids. Lineage: Eukaryota; Fungi; Ascomycota; Leotiomycetes; Helotiales; Ploettnerulaceae. The transcript has 3 exons. The record is from RefSeq and is a predicted model, not a curated record.